UUACCCUCUCUCUCUAUAUCUAAACCCAUUUCAAAUUCUCUCUCCCCUCCGCCACCACGACCACCAUGCUCCCUCUUCUCACCUCCCUCCUCCGCCACCGUCACCGCCACCGCCACGUCAUCCUGCUCCGUCGUCUAUCCAAACCUUUCUCCUCUUCCUCCAUUGCCGAACCCCUUGACCUACCUCUUUCCUACCCCACCUACUUCAUCUGGUCCUCCAACACCUCCCUCGGCAAAACCCUCGUCUCCUCCGGAAUCGCCGCCUCCUUCCUCCUCUCUUCCUCACAAUCACUCAUUCGCAAGCGUUUCCUCUACCUUAAGCCCGUCCAGACUGGCUUUCCCUCUGAUUCCGACUCUCGCUUCGUCUUCUCCAAGCUCUCCGCUAUCUCCGCCCGCCAAAGCCUCUCCCGCUCUAUUCUCGCCAGUGAUCGUGUUCUCAAGGCUUCCAGACCCUCCGUUGCGGCUGCAUUGCCUGGCGGAGUAGCCACGGUAGGUGGAGAUGGUGGUGGGAUGUUUGAUUUGGAAUCCUUCAGAGAAUGCAGAAUCGCUGGGGAGGAAGACCGUGAGCAUUCGGAGUUGAUCUGUGAGACGAUGUUCGCGUGGAGGGACGCGGUUUCGCCGCAUUUGGCGGUCGAGAGGGAGAACGGGAUGGUGGAGGACUCGAAUGUGCUUGGAUUGUUGCGGAGGCGUUUGGAGAGUGGUUUGACUUGUGGGUUUCCGGAGGAAAAGAUGAAUGCUUUUUGUGUUGUUGAGACUGCUGGUGGGAUUGCGAGUCCAGGGCCUUCUGGGACUCUUCAGUGUGACUUGUACAGACCUUUUCGUCUACCUGCAAUUCUUGUUGGAGAUGGCCGCCUGGGUGGUAUCUCUGGAACUAUUUCAGCUUAUGAGAGCUUAAAACUCCGUGGUUAUGAUGUUGUUGCCGUUGUUAUUGAAGACCAUGGUCUUGAAAAUGAGGUGCCUUUAGGAUCAUAUCUUCGACAAAGUGUGCCUGUUCUUGUGCUUCCAUCUAUUCCCCAAGAUUUAUCGAAUGAUCUUAUGGAAUGGUUUGAAGGUGCGCGUGGGGUGUUUGAUUCGCUUGUGAAAACAAUGCUAUCCGCACAAUCAGAACGAAUUAAGAGAUUACAAGAAAUGCCAAAGAAGGCCAUGGAUGUAUUCUGGUGGCCAUUUACUCAGCACGGUCUAAUGUUAGAAGAAGAUGUCACAGUUAUUGAUUCGCGUUGUGGUGAGAACUUUGCAGUUUUCAAGGCUCAAAACAAUGGUGUCAUGACUCAGCAAUUUGACGCUUGUGCUAGUUGGUGGACUCAAGGACCUGACUCAACGUUACAGACUGAGCUCGCAAGAGAUAUGGGUUAUGCUGCUGCAAGAUUUGGGCAUGUAAUGUUUCCGGAGAACGUUUAUGAGCCAGCCUUAGAAUGUGCUGAACUUUUGCUUGAAGGUGUUGGAAAAGGUUGGGCUUCUCGAACAUAUUAUUCAGACAAUGGAUCCACAGCAAUUGAAAUUGCCAUUAAGAUGGCCUUUCGUAAAUUCUUAUAUGAUCAUGGAGGACUUUCUAAUUCUGUAAAUGAUAACUCAGCUGAAAGUUGUACUCAGCUCAUGGUCCUAGCUCUUGCAGGGUCUUAUCAUGGUGAUACUUUGGGUGCUAUGGAAGCACAAGCGCCAUCAUCUUAUACAGGCUUCCUACAACAACCAUGGUACACCGGAAGAGGACUUUUUCUGAGCCCCCCUACAGUCUUUUUGAGCAACAAUACAUGGAAUCUUUCCUUACCUGAAGGGAUACAGUCCAACAAGUUAAAAUAUGCUACCAUAACCUUCGGUUCACGCAAUGAAGUUUUUGAUACAAGCAGGGACAAGUCAAAUUUGGCAGAAAUUUAUUCAUCAUAUAUAGCUAUUGAAUUAGCACGAUAUCCUGAAUCAAAACGUUCUAUUGGAGCUUUGAUCAUGGAACCAGUUAUACAAGGCGCUGGAGGAAUGCAUUUAGUUGAUCCACUUUUCCAGCGGGUUCUUGUUAAUGUAUGUCGAAGUAAAAAUAUUCCCAUUAUCUUUGAUGAGGUUUUUACUGGCUUCUGGCGUCUGGGUACAGAGACUGCAACAAAAUUACUUUCUUGUGUACCGGAUAUAGCCUGCUAUGCAAAGCUUAUGACAGGUGGAAUUAUACCCUUAGCUGCUACAUUGGCUACAAAAUCCGUAUUUGAGUCAUUCAUUGGUGACUCUAAGCUGACGGCCCUUUUGCAUGGGCACUCGUAUUCAGCACAUGCUAUUGGAUGUACAGCAGCUACCAAAGCCAUAAAAUGGUUUAAAGAUCCUCAGACAAACAAAAAUUUAAAUUCUGAAGGAAGUUCGCUCAAGGAGAUGUGGGAUGAAGAGCUAGUAUAUAAGCUUUCAUCACAUCCUGCGGUUCAGAGAGUGGUUGCAUUGGGAACCAUUUUCGCCUUGGAACUCCGAGCAGAAGGUUCUAAUGCCGGGUAUGCAUCCCUUUAUGCAAGAUCUCUUCUUAAGAAACUCAGGGAAGAAGAUGGCCUCUACAUGAGGCCUUUGGGUAAUGUCUUAUAUCUCAUGUGUGGACCCUGUACUUCCCCUCAGAUCUGCGCCCAAGUACUCUUGAAGCUUUACAGAAGACUUGAUGAAUUUAGCAAAAAUCAGUCAACAAAAUUUUAAUGUAAAACAUCGAUAAAAUAUAAUACUGUAAGAGUUAUUAUUUACUACCAAGGUCAUUUUUUACUCUUUUGUUUCUUUUCUUUUAUUAUUAUUAUUAUUAAUUCAAAAAAAUUAACAAAAUCAAACUUAAUUCUACAA
Humulus lupulus (European hop) is the source of this 2792-nucleotide messenger RNA. RefSeq names its product bifunctional dethiobiotin synthetase/7,8-diamino-pelargonic acid aminotransferase, mitochondrial. Gene Ontology annotation, biological process: biotin biosynthetic process. Bases 66 to 2654 code for a protein of 862 amino acids. The record is from RefSeq and is a predicted model, not a curated record. Gene Ontology annotation, cellular component: mitochondrion. Gene Ontology annotation, molecular function: dethiobiotin synthase activity; pyridoxal phosphate binding; S-adenosyl-L-methionine:8-amino-7-oxononanoate transaminase activity. NCBI's taxonomy places the organism in Eukaryota, Viridiplantae, Streptophyta, Magnoliopsida, Rosales, Cannabaceae. The transcript has 14 exons.